CGCCUCUAUUUUUUAUCAUCUGCAGCCCAACCCACCACUUCACCGAGAACUUGCUUUUUUCGAUACUUUGUUGAGCGGUUUUGAAUGAGGACCAAAUUGCAUUGUGUAAUAUCAAUUAAGGAAUAAAAGACCGACGCUUCUGGAAAAGUCACCGCAGCACCAGAGCAAACAUAUUUCGAAAACCGGUCUUACACCAUCUCUGGCCUUUAUAUUAACUACUACGCUACUGUGUUAAAAUGACAGCAAAGCACCGAGGGAAAAAGAACAAACACAAUCACGAAGACUUUAACAAUUUUAAUCAUGAAUCUUCGGAACCGGAGGCGCGAGGUGGAAACCAGUAUACGCUUUUGUUCAUUUUAUUCGUUCUGAUUGUGGUCGGAGGUGCAACGGCUGCAUGGUUCUGUUUUCAGCAACACCAAAGUAUAACCUACUUAGCAGACAACCUCAUGGGCAUGCAGAUGAAGAUGGUGAAGCUUCAGUCCUUCCAGGAAGAAAUUAUACAGACAAAUGAAAAGCUGCUCAGUACCGACGGCUUUGAGCAUCGCCUCAACACCCUGGAAGAGUCAUACGAACUGGCCCAGAAGCAGGUAGGCAUGGCCCUGGCCAUAGCUGAGCAACUGAAGACCUCAGACCUGCCCACCCAGGUCCUCUCCCUACACACAGAGAUGAAGGCCCGGCUGGCAGAGAUGCAGCAGGCCACAGUGUCCGCGGAUCAGCUGACCCAGCUGCAGGUAAUGCUGAAGGGGAAGAGCGAAGAGUUUGAGGCUGUCCGGCUGCAGGUGGAGGGCCUGGCAAGGGUGAGCACGGAGAUGGCCCAGAGCGUCGAGGGCCUGACAGGGAGCCUGGCGGAGGCUGAGUCCAAGCUGGAGGAGAGGGAAGGGCUGGUGGGCACACUGAGCGCCACAUUGGAGGACCAGACAUCAGAGCUCCUAGGGCUCAAGGAACAGCUGGCUGCCAACCAGGCUCAACUUGAGGCCAGUACAGUGGAGAUCGCAAGUGUCAAGGAGCUGAUGGAGACGGGGCAGUCUCAGAGGGCCCAGCAGGCCAGUGUGGAGGAGCAGCUGGUUACGGUAGAACAGAGUCUGCAGGAGCAGAACUCAGCGGCCCACAGUCUGCACUCUGAGCUCCUCGCUCAGCUGGAGGCUGUGCAGAAACAGGUCGCCCAGGUACAUCAGGACCGGUCACAGCUGGAAGGAGGGUUUCAAACAGAUGAGCCCUCAGAGGAGGUGGCGGAGGAGACUGCUCUGGCUGCUGCUGAGGAGGUGGAAGAGGAGGAGGUGGCGGAGGAGACUGCUCUGGUUGCUGCUGAGGAGGUGGAAGAGGAGGAGGAGGAGGUGGCGGAGGAGACUGCUCUGGCUGCUGCUGAGGAGGUGGAGGAGGAGGAGGUGGCGGAGGAGACUGCUCUGGCUGCUGCUGAGGAGGUGGAAGAGGCUGCUGAUACUGUUGCUGAGGAGGUGGAAGAGUCUACUACUGCGGAAGAGGAGCAAGCUGCUGAGGAGGAGGCAGCUCACUUGGAUGGGGAGCCUGCUGAACAGGAGGACUCUGCUCUCACAGAGGAACAGACUGCUCCUGCAGAGGAGGAGAUGGUCGAGGAGCAGGAGGACUUGGCAGAGGCAGGACCGGAAGAGUGGUUGGCAGAAGAGAAUGUAGACCAGGAGGAUUCUGAAGCAGAGGAGGAGCAAGGGGGGGAAGAAGACGAAAAAACAGAAGAGGAUGAGGCCUCUCCUGAGGAGGAAUUGUGAAUGUAAGCAGCAAGGAAAGUCUUCUACAGCCACCAAACUCCGAGAGGAUAAUGGACACGUUCAGUCUGCAUCAUGACAAAUGGGAAGGCAUUGCCGAUGUUGAGGUGCAAUAAACAUGAACUUUUUCUCACCAAGGGGGAAAAUCAGGUCAAUAGGAUUCACACAAUUAUCUAGAAUCAGUAUUGUUACAUCAAUGAACGUGUGUAUGAGAGGGCUAACUGGUCAGGCGAUGGUUAAUAAUAUUCAGGACUCACCUGCCAAUACCAACCUCAAAGCCUUAAUGUAUUUUAACACAGCUCUUUCUAUAGACUAUUUUACGUACACCAAAAUGUCACUUUUUCUGCAAGCUCAGUUGAAACAAAGUGACAAGGAGGACUAACUAAACAGCCAAUAGGAAAACACUAAUUCACUCACACCAUCAAACAAAGCCAUAAAAUAUGCCCAUCUUGUUGAUAUGAAAUUGGCUUUCUUUUUUUGUCAUUGUCUGAAAUGUCUUGUUGGGAUUUUAAUUAGAAUAAGAUAUACAGAACAAGAGUCCUAAUUCCUGUGUAAACAAAUAACAGCCUACUAAAGGAAUAGCAUGGGGGUAGCAAGGGCCAUAUCUGUGAAAUGCUAACAUUUAUGUUCAGUUUUACUGAAGAUUGUUAGUCUAGUUGUUUUUAUUGACUUUUUUCUUUAAACUGUUUGUCUGUACACAAAGAGCGCUGUUACUGCCUAGGCAUUGGGUUCUUCUCUCACAACGUACCGUUCAUCUCAGAUCUCUGAUGUAUCUUUUAUAAAAUAAACCCUGGGCUAUCCUCUGGAUUUUUUUUUACACCAAG
Molecule: messenger RNA, 2563 nt
Organism: Oncorhynchus mykiss (rainbow trout)
Lineage: Eukaryota; Metazoa; Chordata; Actinopteri; Salmoniformes; Salmonidae
Source: RefSeq, a predicted model, not a curated record